Molecule: messenger RNA, 468 nt
Organism: Apus apus (common swift)
Lineage: Eukaryota; Metazoa; Chordata; Aves; Apodiformes; Apodidae
Gene: TMEM207
Product: transmembrane protein 207
Exons: 5
Coding region: 1-468 (155 amino acids)
Source: RefSeq, a predicted model, not a curated record
AUGUUUCUCCUACUAGUGAUGCAGAGACCUGGAGCUUUACGUUUCACCUCAUGGAUGACAAGAACUGGAGUUCUGUGUUUAACCUUCUUCCAGUUAGCAGACUCUGAGUCGGACUGUGAGUUUGGGGAGAGAUGCACUGGGAAAAGCAAUGAGAACUUUAGCAGCUGGUAUGUGUGGUUCCUGAUGUUGUUUUUCCUGGCCUUGUUCCUGUCCUGUGGGAUCUGCUGCUUCCUGCAGUGCUGGCUGAGAUGGCGGAGCUGCCUCCCCCCCCAGCGCACCGUGGCAGUCUUUGCACUCAGCAGCUCAGAUGCCUUCUGUGCAAGUGAAGCACCUCAGUGUCCAUUCUCCGAAUCUCUGAGCCCCUGCAUGACUGCAGAGAUGUCCUCUUCUCCUGUCCCAUGGUUCAGCCCUGGGGUUUCUGAGUUGCCUCCAUCCUAUGAGGAUAUUAUGAAGGAAAACAAGCUCUAG